This is a messenger RNA of Plasmodium vivax (malaria parasite P. vivax), 1828 nucleotides long. RefSeq lists its product as hypothetical. Lineage: Eukaryota; Apicomplexa; Aconoidasida; Haemosporida; Plasmodiidae. Bases 686 to 1828 code for a protein of 380 amino acids. The transcript is spliced from 2 exons. The record is from RefSeq and is a predicted model, not a curated record.
ACGCAUUCCGAAAAAUAUAUUCAUUAGGUUAAUAUUUAUAUAUAUUUAUAAAGUCUAAAUUACUAUUUUUAUAUAACACAAUUUUUCCUUUCAUUUACCUAUUACACUCGCAAAAUUUUUAGAACAUAUUAUACACUUUGAAAACUUGGAUGUUUUAUAAAAGUUUUACCUAACCCCUAAGUAUGAUAAGGAAAUAGACGAUCAAAUAAAAAACUCCACCGCUUUAAUAUGCUAAAGAUAUACUUAUUUUUUUAAUAUUUUAUCCACCAUUAUAUCCAAAUUAAAACAAUAAAUUGUUAGUGCAUAUAUAAUUUUUUUUUUUUCAAAAUAAAUUAUUUUGCAUUAUUCCACAGUUAGAAGUGCGAUAUAAUUGAAAAGUACGCAAUAUUUUUUCAAAAUAGUAACCACUUUGAUUAAUUUUAAUUAAUUAUAAUUUUUAUUAAAAAAAAUAUAUUUUUUUUUUUGCAUUAUCACAUUUUUUAUAUUUUAUUACGCAUUUUAAUUACUUUUAGUUUAUACUAAAGUAUAUUUACACUUUAAAAAAAAAUAAUAAAUCACAUACAAAACGAUUUAAUUAGUAUUUCCUCUUAACAACAAAAAAAAUAAUAAUCCAAUCCACACAUAUAUUUAAACAAAAAAUAUAUAACAAUUUCGAACUUUUUUACGCUAAAGAAAAAAAAACAAAAUGAUAUCUCUUACGAAACUCUCUAUAUUUAGCUUUGUACUAUGCUCCUGGCAAUAUCCCAACUAUGUAACUGAACUAGGUACAUCAUGGGGUAAUGGAACUGGCCAAAAUGACACUUUAGGUGUGAGGAUUAGCAGAUCAUUAAGGGGUGAAACUGAUGUAGAAACGCGACAGAAUAACAUUUUACUAAGGGAAAAAAUAAUGGGUUUAUUAGAUGGAGACGACAAAAAAUUAUUUAGCCGAUUAAAUGCUUUGAUAAACGAUGAAACUGGAGGACUAGAAGCUGAUGAUUUAUCAUACCAUAACUUUUUGAAGAAGCGUUUAGGUGUAGCAAAAUAUAAUGAUAGCUCCAGUUCACGAUCUAAAAGCAGCAGUUCCCGCGACAGUUUAAAGAAAAAAAUUAAAGAAAUGAGGGAUCGUGAUAACCUUGAUAAAUCAGAGGAGUCCUUAGACUUGGAUAACUUUGAUGAUGAAGAAGAAGAAGUUGAGACAUCAACGAAUUAUGGUAGUAUGGAUAGCCUUUUUGAAGAACGAGAUGACUUUGAGGAUGAAGAGGAAGAAAGUCCCAGAAUGUCUGAAUCAUCAAGAUAUCGUAGUAAGCACAGAAGAUCCUCCAGUAGAAGAAGAAUGGAUAUAGAUGAUGAAAUUCGCUAUCACAUGGAUAAAAGACGACACGAAAGUAAAUUUCCCGUUAGUCGACGUGGAGGUUUCUUUAAAAACAGCGCGUUGGGCAAAAUGUUUAAAAAAAUAGAUUCCAAGAUUGAAUUAGAAAUGUUACGAUUCAUAAAAAAUAGGGCACAAGAAGAAAGAAUGGGAAUCAAACCCAAAGGAUUUUUCAAUAAAUUUGUAUUUUCUAUGUAUAGAAACAAAGCAUUUUUACCCCUCGUAUUGGCCCUUUCAGUUGCUUAUCCAUUAGUUUUGUAUUACAUUGGCCUGAAUGUCGCUCAAUAUUUUGGUUACAUGGCUUCGUGGACCAUGUACCCCAUGGCAGUUCCAGCAGCCAUAGGAUUUGCCUUUUUGAGCAUGCUCUUGGGAGGCUACUACCUAAAAAAAGGAAUGCAAAUAUCCAACAAAAUUUUGAAAUUCAAAAAUUUCUCAAAAGGCCACAAACAUAAGAGAUCUAAGAAAUCAAGAAGAAUUUAA